Aspergillus ibericus CBS 121593 is the source of this 510-nucleotide messenger RNA. RefSeq lists its product as uncharacterized. The transcript is spliced from 2 exons. Bases 93 to 398 code for a protein of 101 amino acids. The record is from RefSeq and is a predicted model, not a curated record. NCBI's taxonomy places the organism in Eukaryota, Fungi, Ascomycota, Eurotiomycetes, Eurotiales, Aspergillaceae.
AUGGACUACAGCACAUAAGCCUGCCUACUCCGUACAGGUGGUCAUCCUGCCGACCCGAUGCACCCGAGCAAAUACCGACUGAUCGAAAACAAAUGGCUUUAUUGCUCCCACCCCAGGACUCGGAUCCACCAGGAGUUAGCCGCAUCCACUCCAUGACCGGCGGGGACCUAUCCACACGCGCACGACUUCCUCGAGGGGGUCUUAUAAUAGCCCAUCUCGAACCAUCCAUAUCACCACGAGGUGUACCGGCUACAGGGAUGUGGCUCCACCCGUCGCCGGGGAGUCUCAAAUCACAGGGCCCCUUUCGAGCACGUUGUCCGCCGUUCCCCCGCCCUGGGCCUGGGCAUGAGGUUCCUAUGGCGCCCACUCCAGCAUAUCCUUAUCACUUGCCUAACUGAGCACUCGCCUUAUAACCUCGCCCUCGAUCAGCCCGCCGCUCGCUUCGCACGAUUUGGCGACUUGUGCAGUGGGAAGUUACCUAGGGAAUGAUGCAAUUGUCCUGGACCCUUC